AUGUCAUUUUCGUUAGCAUCAUCCACAACACAACCAUCCAACAAUACUACUACUUCCGAUGGAUCAUCAGCCUUUGGUUUUGGCACAACCAAUACCUCUGCAACAACAACGACCGGUCUUGGAGCCAGCAACAACAGCCAACAAACUUCUUUCAACUUUGGUGAUGCUACUCAACCAGCUACUACUACAUCAAGUACAUCCAAUGGUGGAUUCAAUUUCAAUGUUCCUUCCACUCAAGAUCAAUCAAACAACCACCAAUCCAACGCUGGUUUCCACUUUGGCACCUCAAAAAGAACAAGUGGUUUUGCCUCAAGCACCAAUGUAAAUACAACAGCAACAACUCAAAACAAUUCACUAGUGUUCGGACAGGCUCAACAACAACCCUCCUUCCAAGCUCCUACUACUGGCUUUGGAUUUAGCUUUGGAACAGCUUUUUCAAAUAAUGAAUUUACUUUCAUCAGCAAUCCAUUGAAAACAAGUGACAUUCCGUUCAAUGACCCAACUCAUUUCUCUGAUCUGGUCAUUGAAAUUCUGAUCAAUACUAAUGGACUGUCAAUAUUUAUACUUCCAUCUUUGCUCAUAGAAUUAUUGUUUGUGCAGCAAGUGAAGUGUUGUCUCGAAUGA
Molecule: messenger RNA, 624 nt
Organism: Naegleria lovaniensis
Lineage: Eukaryota; Heterolobosea; Eutetramitea; Acrasida; Naegleriidae
Exons: 1
Coding region: 1-624 (207 amino acids)
Source: RefSeq, a predicted model, not a curated record